This is a messenger RNA of Lemur catta (Ring-tailed lemur), 6799 nucleotides long. RefSeq names its product CDC42 binding protein kinase beta (gene CDC42BPB). The record is from RefSeq and is a predicted model, not a curated record. Gene Ontology annotation, cellular component: cytoplasm; cytoskeleton; actomyosin. Gene Ontology annotation, molecular function: protein serine/threonine kinase activity; ATP binding. Gene Ontology annotation, biological process: peptidyl-threonine phosphorylation; actomyosin structure organization. Bases 394 to 5532 code for a protein of 1712 amino acids. The transcript has 37 exons. NCBI's taxonomy places the organism in Eukaryota, Metazoa, Chordata, Mammalia, Primates, Lemuridae.
GGGCUCGGGCGCCGGCCGGGCUUGCGCAGCGCUCGGCUCCUCGCCGCUCCCGGUCGGCGGCGGGCGGCGGGCAGGGCGCGGCCGCGGGCGGGGCUGAGGCGCGCGGGCGGCAGGGGCGAGGCGAGGGCGGGCCGCGCCGGGCGGGGAGGGCGGCGGCGCCGAGGGGAGGAGACCGGCCCAUGGACCCGCGGGGCCCGGCGCCCCAGACUCUGCGCCGCCGGGACGGAGCCCAAGAUGUCGGCCUAGGCCGGGGCGCGACGACGCGGACGGGGCGACGACGAGGCGCCGUUGCUGCCGGGGCUCGCGGCCGCCGGGCUCCCGAGGGCUGGCCUUGACGGACUGGCCGAGCGGGCGGCGAGAGGCCGGCGUGUGGGGAGCGGGCCGCGCGGCACCAUGUCGGCCAAGGUGCGGCUCAAGAAGCUGGAGCAGCUGCUCCUGGACGGGCCCUGGCGCAACGAGAGCGCCCUGAGCGUGGAGACGCUGCUCGACGUGCUCGUCUGCCUGUACACCGAGUGCAGCCACUCGGCUCUGCGCCGCGACAAGUACGUGGCCGAGUUCCUCGAGUGGGCUAAACCAUUUACCCAGCUGGUGAAAGACAUGCAGCUUCAUCGAGAAGACUUUGAAAUAAUUAAAGUGAUUGGAAGAGGAGCUUUUGGUGAGGUUGCUGUUGUCAAAAUGAAGAACACUGAGCGAAUUUACGCAAUGAAAAUCCUCAACAAGUGGGAGAUGCUUAAAAGAGCAGAGACGGCUUGCUUCCGAGAGGAGCGUGACGUGCUGGUGAACGGCGACUGCCAGUGGAUCACCGCGCUGCACUACGCCUUCCAAGACGAGAAUUACCUGUACUUAGUCAUGGAUUACUACGUGGGCGGUGACUUACUGACCCUACUCAGUAAAUUUGAAGACAAGCUUCCGGAAGAUAUGGCAAGAUUCUACAUCGGGGAGAUGGUGCUGGCCAUCGACUCCAUCCACCAGCUCCAUUACGUGCACAGAGACAUUAAACCUGACAAUGUCCUUUUGGAUGUAAAUGGUCAUAUCCGCCUGGCCGACUUUGGAUCAUGUUUGAAGAUGAAUGAUGAUGGAACUGUUCAGUCCUCUGUGGCCGUGGGCACCCCCGACUACAUCUCACCGGAGAUUCUACAGGCAAUGGAGGACGGCAUGGGCAAGUACGGGCCCGAGUGUGACUGGUGGUCCCUGGGCGUCUGCAUGUAUGAGAUGCUCUACGGAGAAACACCGUUUUAUGCCGAGUCACUCGUGGAGACCUAUGGGAAGAUCAUGAACCAUGAAGAGCGAUUUCAGUUCCCAUCCCACGUCACGGAUGUAUCGGAAGAAGCAAAAGACCUCAUUCAAAGACUGAUCUGCAGCAGAGAACGCCGGCUGGGGCAGAAUGGAAUAGAGGAUUUCAAAAAGCAUGCAUUUUUUGAAGGUCUAAAUUGGGAAAAUAUACGAAACCUAGAAGCACCUUAUAUUCCUGACGUGAGCAGUCCUUCUGACACAUCCAACUUCGAUGUGGAUGACGAUGUGCUAAGAAACACUGAAAUAUUACCUCCUGGUUCUCACACAGGCUUCUCUGGAUUGCAUUUGCCAUUCAUUGGUUUCACAUUCACCACGGAAAGUUGUUUUUCUGAUCGAGGCUCUCUGAAGAGCAUAAUGCAGUCCAACACGUUAACCAAAGACGAGGACGUGCAGCGAGACCUGGAGAACAGCCUGCAGAUCGAAGCUUACGAAAGGAGGAUACGCAGGCUGGAGCAGGAGAAGCUGGAGCUCAGCAGGAAGCUGCAAGAGUCCACCCAGACCGUGCAGUCCCUUCACGGCUCCACGCGGGCCCUGGGCAAUUCAAACCGAGAUAAAGAAAUCAAAAAGCUAAAUGAAGAAAUCGAACGUUUGAAGAACAAAAUAGCGGAUUCAAGUAGGCUUGAGCGACAAUUUGAGGAUACAGUGGCACUUCGCCAGGAGCGAGAGGAUUCCACACAGCGGCUGAGGGGGCUGGAGAAGCAGUACCGCGUGGUGCGGCAGGAGAAGGAGGACCUGCACAAGCAAUUGGUUGAAGCUUCAGAGCGAUUGAAAUCUCAAGCCAAAGAACUCAAAGAUGCCCACCAGCAGCGAAAGCUGGCCCUGCAGGAGUUCUCAGAGCUCAACGAGCGCAUGGCGGAACUCCGCUCCCAGAAGCAGAAGGUGUCCCGGCAGCUCAGGGACAAAGAGGAGGAGAUGGAGGUGGCCAUGCAGAAAAUUGACUCAAUGCGGCAGGAAAUCCGCAAAUCCGAGAAGUUCAGGAAAGAGCUGGAAGCUCAGCUCGAGGACGCAGCUGCCGAGGCCUCAAAGGAGCGCAAGCUUCGCGAGCACAGCGAGAACUUCUCCAAGCAAAUAGAAAGUGAGCUUGAGGCCCUCAAGAUGAAGCAAGGAGGCCGGGGACCAGGUGCCACUUUAGAGCAUCAGCAAGAGAUUUCCAAAAUAAAAUCCGAACUUGAGAAGAAAGUCUUAUUUUAUGAAGAGGAAUUGGUCAGACGUGAGGCUUCCCACGUGCUAGAAGUGAAAAAUGUGAAGAAGGAGGUGCAUGACUCAGAAAGCCACCAGUUGGCCCUGCAGAAAGAAAUCUUAAUGUUAAAAGAUAAGUUAGAAAAGUCAAAACGAGAACGGCAUAACGAGAUGGAGGAGGCAGUGGGUACAGUAAAAGAUAAGUACGAGCGGGAACGAGCGCUGCUGUUUGAUGAGAACAAGAAGUUAACAGCUGAAAAUGAAAAGCUUUGUUCCUUUGUCGAUAAACUCACAGCUCAAAAUAGACAGCUGGAGGAUGAGCUGCAGGAUCUGGCCGCCAAGAAGGAGUCAGUUGCCCACUGGGAAGCUCAGAUUGCAGAGAUCAUUCAGUGGGUCAGUGACGAGAAAGAUGCCCGGGGUUACCUUCAAGCUCUUGCUUCUAAGAUGACUGAAGAGCUGGAGACUUUGAGGACUUCUAGUCUGGGAUCGAGAACUCUGGAUCCACUUUGGAAAGUUCGCCGCAGUCAGAAGCUGGACAUGUCUGCACGGCUGGAAUUGCAGUCUGCUCUUGAGGCAGAGAUCCGGGCCAAACAGCUUGUUCAGGAGGAGCUGAGGAAGGUCAAGGACACGAAUCUCACCUUCGAAAGUAAACUAAAGGAUUCUGAAGCCAAAAACAGAGAAUUAUUAGAAGAAAUGGAAAUUUUGAAGAAAAAGAUGGAAGAAAAAUUUAGAGCAGAUACUGGGCUCAAACUUCCAGAUUUCCAGGAUUCUAUUUUUGAGUAUUUCAACACUGCACCCCUUGCGCAUGAUCUGACAUUUAGAACUAGCUCAGCUAGUGAGCAGGAAACACAAGCUCCCAAGCCAGAAGUGUCCCCAUCGAUUUCCGUGGCUGCGAGCACAGAGCAGCAGGAGGACAUGGCCCGGCCCUCGCAGAGGCCGCCCGCUGUGCCGUUGCCCACCACGCAGGCCCUCGCUCUGGCUGGACCAAAGCCAAAGGCCCACCAGUUCAGCAUCAAGUCCUUCUCCAGCCCCACCCAGUGCAGCCACUGCACCUCCCUCAUGGUCGGGCUGAUCCGGCAGGGCUACGCCUGCGAGGUGUGUUCGUUUGCUUGCCACGUGUCCUGCAAAGACAGUGCUCCCCAGGUGUGCCCAAUACCUCCUGAGCAGUCGAAGAGGCCUCUGGGCGUGGACGUGCAGCGAGGCAUAGGAACGGCCUACAAAGGUUACGUCAAGGUCCCAAAGCCCACCGGGGUGAAGAAAGGCUGGCAGCGGGCGUACGCGGUUGUCUGCGACUGUAAGCUCUUCCUGUAUGACCUGCCCGAAGGAAAGUCCACCCAGCCUGGGGUCGUCGCAAGCCAAGUCUUGGAUCUCAGAGAUGAAGAGUUCUCAGUGAGCUCGGUCCUGGCCUCCGAUGUCAUUCAUGCUACACGCCGAGACAUUCCAUGUAUAUUCAGGGUGACAGCCUCUCUCUUAGGUGCACCUUCUAAGACCAGCUCACUGCUCAUUCUGACAGAAAAUGAGAAUGAAAAGAGGAAGUGGGUUGGCAUUCUAGAAGGACUCCAGUCCAUCCUGCAUAAAAACCGACUGAGGAAUCAGGUCGUGCAUGUUCCACAGGAAGCCUACGACAGCUCGCUGCCCCUCAUCAAGGCUGUCCUGACAGCCGCCAUCGUGGACGGAGACAGGAUUGCGGUUGGCUUAGAAGAAGGGCUCUACGUCAUAGAAGUCACCCGAGAUGUGAUUGUCCGCGCUGCUGACUGCAAGAAGGUGUACCAGAUCGAGCUCGUUCCCAAAGAGAAAAUCAUAGUCCUCCUCUGUGGCCGGAGCCACCACGUCCAUCUCUGUCCGUGGUCGUCCUUUGACGGAGCGGAAGGCAACUUUGAUAUCAAGCUUCCGGAAACAAAAGGCUGCCAGCUCAUUGCAACAGCAACGCUGAAGAAGAGCUCUGCAACCUGCUUAUUUGUCGCCGUGAAGCGGCUGAUCCUUUGCUACGAGAUCCAGAGAACUAAACCUUUCCACAGAAAGUUCAAUGAAAUUGUGGCCCCUGGAAACGUCCAGUGGAUGGCCGUGUUCAAGGACAAGCUCUGUGUUGGCUACCCUUCUGGGUUCUCUCUGUUGAGCAUCCAGGGAGAUGGGCAGUCUCUAAACCUGGUAAAUCCCAAUGACCCCUCGCUUACGUUCCUCUCACAACAGUCUUUUGAUGCCCUUUGUGCUGUGGAGCUCAAAAGUGAGGAGUACCUGCUUUGCUUCAGCCACAUGGGAUUGUACGUGGACCCGCAAGGCCGGAGGUCACGCACGCAGGAGCUCAUGUGGCCUGCGGCUCCUGUCGCCUGUAGUUGCAGCCCCUCCCACGUCACCGUGUACAGCGAGUAUGGCGUCGACGUCUUCGACGUGCGCACCAUGGAGUGGGUGCAGACCAUCGGCCUGCGGAGGAUAAGGCCGCUGAACUCUGAAGGCACCCUCAACCUCCUCAGCUGCGAGCCUCCGCGCCUCAUCUACUUCAAGAGCAAGUUCUCGGGAGCCAUCCUCAACGUGCCAGACACUUCUGACAACAGCAAGAAGCAGAUGCUUCGAACCAGAAGCAAAAGGCGAUUUGUCUUCAAGGUUCCGGAGGAGGAGAGAUUGCAGCAGCGACGAGAGAUGCUUAGAGACCCAGAAUUGAGAUCCAAGAUGAUAUCCAACCCCACCAACUUCAACCACGUGGCUCACAUGGGCCCGGGCGAUGGGAUGCAGGUGCUCAUGGACCUGCCUCUGAGCGCCGCGGCCCCCUCGCAGGAGGAAAGGCCCGGCCCGGCUCCCUCCGGCCUGUCCCGGCAGCCUCCGUCCAGGAACAAGCCCUACGUCUCGUGGCCCUCGUCAGGUGGAUCGGAGCCCGGGGUGACCGUGCCUCUGAGAAGUAUGUCUGAUCCCGACCAGGACUUUGACAAAGAGCCUGAUUCGGAUUCCACCAAACACUCAACUCCAUCGAACAGCUCCAACCCCAGCGGCCCGCCGAGCCCCAACUCCCCCCACAGGAGCCAGCUGCCCCUUGAAGGCCUGGAGCAGCCCACCUGCGACGCCUGAAGCCGCCUGCCCACCACCAUGGGGCCACGGAGCUGGGGACGGCCUCCAACGUCAGUGCCAAGACUGAGCUGACCCUCCAGUGUUGUCCAAGGAAAUGUAGAAUCCAUUUGUAGAUACGAAGAUGAAGAAAAAUCUUUAUUAUAAUAAUGAUCAGUUUUAUGCCGCAUUGUUCGUGGCAGUUAGAUCAGAUCCAUUCGUCUGCACAGCUGUGAGGUGACACUACUCCAUUUGCACAUGAAGGACCGCCACACAGCCCGUCUCCCACCCCUACCAUCCCGGCGCCAGCUCCCUCCGCAGAAACCCGUUAGAACGUGGCCUGCUUAGGAAGCAGACAGCUCGGGACGUGGCCUCAGUGAGUAGUCUUUCCGUUUCCUGGGACCUCAGGAAAGGAGCGGGAGGGUUGCGUAUCUUUCCCAGUGUCACUAGAAUUUUGUAGAGGAAAGUGGAGGUUAGUUUGUGGCCUUUUUACUCAUGUAGCCAUUGCAUAGUCAGCUGUAGAAGUCCUGCUGACACCUCAGUGUGGACAGAGGCCUGGGACCAAUGACACCCCACGUCCCCGAGUGUUAGUUCAUUCUGGGUCACAGCCAUGAAGUGUCACCAGUAUCUACUACUGUGAAGUCAGCUGUGCUGUUUUCCACUCACUUCCAUGGCGUCUGCCUCCUGCCACACAACUAGCAAGUGUCCUGGUACAGGCAGGCCCCGUGGCCCGCUGGGCUGAGGGGGCCAGAGCCGCAGGGUGCUACGCAGCAGGCACUGGGACGCCCACCCCGCCCCACCCAGCCCCGCCCCUGCAUGGAGCCCCAGUGAUUAGUAGCCCAUUUGGAUCAUGUAGAAUCACCCGGCACACUCCUGCACAGUGGCCCCGGCCACGGCGUGGUGACACCCUGCGAGUGUAUUUAACCUCACCCUUCCUUGUAUGUGUUGAGUGAUCGGGUCUGUGGCCCUGUCUAUUAAAGGCUUGUGAUUAACUGUGGCAGCAGAUACAGCUUGUCCUCAGCUCAGGGCCGGUUUCCUGCCCUUCACUGGUCGACUGCUUGGCAAGGCUGUUCGGGACACGCACUUCCCCAAGUCGGCACUGAGCGACCUGGCACUACCCGGCACCUCUGCCCGCCCCCGCCCUCCUGGGCCGUCUGCCGGGCGGGCACCUGCUGGGGGUUCUGGUUUUUACUUUUUUAAUGUAAGUCUGAGUCUUUGUAAUUAUUGAAUCGUGAGAACAUUUUUGAAUAAUUUACCUGUCAAUAAAGCAGACGACGACAGUUUUAAAGUU